This is a messenger RNA of Psilocybe cubensis, 1287 nucleotides long. RefSeq lists its product as uncharacterized. The transcript has 2 exons. The record is from RefSeq and is a predicted model, not a curated record. Lineage: Eukaryota; Fungi; Basidiomycota; Agaricomycetes; Agaricales; Agrocybaceae. The coding region runs from base 1 to 1287 and encodes 428 amino acids.
AUGGUUUCGUUGAUCGACCGAUUUCCUCUCGAAAUUACUGAACUCAUUGUGGAAUCUCUUGCCCCCCCACGGUACAUACCAUACACGGAUUCAGACGACGAGGACAGUGAGAACGAACCCGAGGACGCAAUCGCCCAAUACAAGGGGCUCAAAGCUUUGGCUCUGACCUGCCAUACACUUCUGCACAUCUGCCGAAAACAUUUAUUCUUUUCUGUUGGGUUACAUUCUGAUAAAGAGUUUACACGAUUUGUUCAAAUUAUCGCUCGCUCGCCAGCACUAGCUCAAUUCAUCCGUUGCUUAUACUAUUGGCCAAAAGCGUCGGUCUCCGCAUUGCCUUCAUUGGUAGAGGCACUACAGAGUCUCACACAAUUGAAGUAUUUGACCCUCAAUGGCGGAGAUCUGCUUUCCAUACCCAAUUCGCUACGGGACGCUAUUCUCCAUCUUACACACCUUCCAACAAUCGAAUACUUGGGCUUGUCUGACGUGGAAAACAUAAUACCUCAUCUGCUGGUCUCAUGCAGUAAUGUAAAACACCUUCUCGUUUCUUCCAGAGGCUUCUCGCGAUUUUUAGGGGAUGAUUUGCCGACAAUCAUAACAAAACCAACACAACCAAGAACAAUAUUUAUCGACGAUUUCGGAAGCGAGGUUUUGUUGUCUAUGCUAAAGGCCCGAGAUAGUCGAGGAACUUCGAUGAUGAACUUCGAUAAUUUACGAAGAUGUACUGUCUUCACCUUUAACGAGGAGCCAAGUCAUCUUCGUUCUGAACUCUAUGGUCUGAUAAGUUAUGUAACUUGUUUGGAAGAUUUAGAAGUCUGCGGUAGCCCGGAAUCGCUUGUUUCGGAUGCCCUUUACGCAAUCGCAUCCAAUACUAAAGCCUUGAAAAUUCUGAAGGUGGAAGCUCGUAUUCGUGAUGACCCCUUGACAGCCAUCUGCGCUGCUUUGGGAAAUAUAGCGGGCCGAAAUCCUAUCGAGACACUGACAGUGGAAAUUAUUGACUGUGAUCAUAUUGUUUGUUGCAACAACGUUGCGUUAGACGGAGGAUAUAAACUUCUUGAAAACGUUCUUCUUCAGCCUGGAUGGAAGCAUUUGCAAUACUUCAAACUCCGUUUUACGAUAUGGCCACGGACCACGGACCGCCACGGCUCCUCAAAUCUACCCCGAUCAAUGAAGCAAGAGCUUGCAAGCAGAAUUAAAGGCCAGAUCGAACCGAACUUUCAGAGAUUAGCCACGAAGAAAUCAUUUAAAUUUGAAUAUAGAAUUCGAGAUUACCAGCGUUACCUAUGGUGA